AUGCCCAAGAAAAAAAGCAAAAAGGCCCCAAAGGCCAAGAGAAAUGCACGAGACAUCCAAACACCUUUUUCCGACAGAGAGAACUCUGAAAGGGCAGAACCAAAGCAGAUAACGGACCACAGAGCUGAAUCUAGUCAUAAUAAAAAAGGCAAGAAGGUCGAUAUAACGAGGAGCCCAACUCGAGAGGGAGACUUUGCAUCAAAUGCAAGCGGCUAUGAUUCAGGUGACGCAACAGAUCCGGAAUUGUACGAUGCUUCCGACCAGGAUGGGCCAAGUGAGGAGCAGCCAGACCCUCUUAGCUCUUGGGUGAAGGACAUUAUUAGAAGUCAAACAUUAGAACAGUCAGAAAAAAUGGUCGAAAGCUUUUUUACGACCGACAAUCCAGAUUACGCCGCCUGCGAAGCGUUCUUUGAUAGGCUUAAUCAGCUUAUCAGAGGUGCCAAUGAGCAGCACAAUGUCACAGAUAUUGAUGUUGGUAUCAUUCCUGCAACCGGUUAUAAUGGCUUAUGCCAGGCUUGGCAGGAAGCGGGCAAAAAAGCUAUUGCAGACCAAUCUCCGGAGAACUUCUGGUCUGCCUUUAAUGAAACCCGCGAUGUUCUGAAAAUUUUCAACAAAAGGUAUCAUCUUCCACGAGCCUGGAAUAUCAGCAAAGAAUGGGCAGAGAAACGUAUUGGGACACCGAACCCGAGAGCUGAAACAGAAUCCGGGUCGAGUGACGACGGUCAAUCCAUCCUGGCUGGUCAGCCCGCAACGAGCAAUGAAGACAUCGAUAUGAACUCCACCGAUAUGAACUCCGAUGACAAUGGCGGCACGGGCCUUGACGCCUUGGAAGCGAGAACCAUGAAGCAGCAACGCCGACUGACAUCUGCAAAAGUCUUAUACUGGUGGCCUAAAGGUACUGGGUCUCAAACUUUUGUGCAAUAUGGAGAUAGUACGACACCGAUUUAUCGUAUUAGGGCGGGAUCUCACGAGAGCUACAGUCCUCAUAUGGUUGAACGUGUGCUAACCACAAAAACACGUGGCAACGCCAAAGGAACUAGGACUCGAAAUGGCAUACCAGAGGAAUUUUGGAAAUACAAGCGCGAACAUGUGGCGAAUAUCCUUGGAGUUGGUUGGAAGAUCGAAGAUGAUGAUGAGGAGGGCCUCAAUCCACUCGAUCUACUGCAGCCUGCAAAGGGUGCAUACUAUCCACAAACACGCACUCUCGUGGAAUGGACAGAUGGUGUGAUUACAUUAGAAGGACGUCCAUUCAUUCGGCGUAUCACUACUGGUUCGACCCUAGACGGUGACCGAGUGAUAUAUCAGAAAGCUAAGGAGCUUGAGACGGCUUACCGCAAGAAAGCCGGGCUAGAAUCCUUCGUCGACGACGACUACGAUGAGGACAGCGAUGCAAGCUUCGGUCGCGGAAGAAGAUACCGAAGUGAGCCUACACGUUACUCGAAGCAGGUCAACAUGAAGGCUAGAAAUCGCUUCCGCCAUGGAACUAGUGAAAGCAGUGGCUCUGAAAGUGAGGAUGUCGCACGGCCACGUAACAGCGGGUACACUAGACAUCGCAGUGAGUCUGAUUAUCGUCCAAGCCGGCUUAGGGGCAGGAAGGGAUCGGAGCGGGAACAAGAUAGGGCAAUGAUUAGGAAACUCGAAAAGGAGAUUGAGAGACUGAAGAUAGGAUCGUCGAUAUCUGGUGAAGACAGACGAAGGCCGCAGGGUAAGCGUUGA
Penicilliopsis zonata CBS 506.65 is the source of this 1716-nucleotide messenger RNA. RefSeq lists its product as hypothetical. NCBI's taxonomy places the organism in Eukaryota, Fungi, Ascomycota, Eurotiomycetes, Eurotiales, Aspergillaceae. The record is from RefSeq and is a predicted model, not a curated record. The coding region runs from base 1 to 1716 and encodes 571 amino acids. The transcript has 2 exons.